Molecule: messenger RNA, 2772 nt
Organism: Alligator sinensis (Chinese alligator)
Lineage: Eukaryota; Metazoa; Chordata; Crocodylia; Alligatoridae
Product: leukocyte elastase inhibitor-like
Exons: 8
Coding region: 131-1333 (400 amino acids)
Biological process (GO): negative regulation of endopeptidase activity
Molecular function (GO): serine-type endopeptidase inhibitor activity
Source: RefSeq, a predicted model, not a curated record
CCAUGGCUUUAAAUUUCAGCACUCCACCGGACAAACUUCCGGACAAACACCGGACAAACUCCACCGCACCAAACUUCCCAACCAGCCUUUAGCACCACAUCCAAACAGGGAAGGCUUCACCGUCUUCACCAUGGCCUCACUCAGCAAAGCAAAUGCUGAAUUCUGCUUUGACUUUUUCAAAGAGGUCCAGAAAUCAAAAAGAAAUGAAAACAUCUUCUUCUCCCCUCUGAGCAUCUCUUCAGCCAUGGCCAUGGUCCUCCUGGGUGCUAGAGGCAACACGGCCAAACAGAUGGAAAAGGUGCUUCAUUUUGAUGCAGUUUCGAGUUCUUCUGGAGGAAGGACAAACCAUGGUAGCUCUGAGUGUGAAGAAACUGGAGAAGUUCAUUCUCAGUUCCAGGCACUCUUAUCAGCAAUCAACAAGCCCAGCACCAAUUUUUCUCUAAGCAUUGCUAACAGGCUGUACGGAGCAAAGGGUUUUCACUUCCUUGAGCAAUACUUGAAGUGCACAGAGACACUGUACCAUGCUGAGCUGGAAGCUGUUGACUUUAGGAAUGCUCUAGAAGAAACCAGAAAAAAAAUUAACACCUGGGUGGAAGAACAGACCAGUGGUAAAAUCAAAGAGUUGUUCGCAGAGCACGUUCUAGAUUCAGAUACUAUCCUGGUGCUGGUCAAUGCUAUCUACUUUAAAGGAAAGUGGACUUCAGAAUUUAAGAAAGAAGACACCAAGGAAAGACCUUUCAGGUUAAACAAGAAUCAGACCAAGAAUGUGCAGAUGAUGUUUCAGAAUGGCUACUACAAUCUGGCCAUCAUAGAGGAACCUGAGAUUCAAGUGCUCGAACUCCCCUACGGUAAUGAAGAAGGAGGAGAACUGAGUAUGUUCAUUUUUUUACCAAAAGAUAUCAAGGAUAACUCCACUGGCCUGGAACAGCUUGACAGUGCACUCAUCUAUAAAAAAUUUGUAGAGUGGACCACGAUGACGAAGAUGCAUAAACGAAACGUGAAUGUGUACCUGCCCCGAUUCAAGAUGCAGGAAGACUAUGACCUUGGGGAAACUCUGCUGGCUAUGGGGAUGUGCGAUCUGUUUGACUCUUCGAAGGCUGAUUUAUCAGGAAUGACUGGAAACCGUGGUCUGGCUGUGUCCAAAGGCGUCCAUAAAUCUUAUGUGGAUGUUAAUGAAGAGGGCACUGAAGCAGCUGCUGCUACAGGGGUUACAGCAGGUGCUACAAGUGUUGGGAUGUCUUAUGAGUUUAAGGCUGACCACCCCUUCCUCUUCCUUAUCAAACACAAUGUAAACAACAGCAUUCUCUUUUUUGGCCAAUGUACCUCUCCUUAACUAGAGGGCACUUUGAAACAAUAUAGGAAGACCUACAACCUUGUUGUAGUGAGGAUAAAAGAUAAUAUUUCUCAAGUUUUUUGAAAUUUUGCAAAUUUGAAAUGAGAGAUUUUUUAAUGCAAUGGCUUCUAAGAAAAGUCUCCUAAUACAGUGGCCAGCAACCUUCGACAAGCUGUGGCCAAAACCAUACGGCUCCAGUCUGGUGUGGACCAAGUGCCUUUAGCAGCACAUUGGCAGUGGGGAGUUUUUCCUGCGCCCAAGCCAGGGUCAGGCAUCUAGGAGCUGUGCCUGUGCCACUGCCACUGCUUCUCUCAGCCCCCUACCCCCUGGCUGGGGGGGAGAGUGCAGCUUCCCACUGGCUGACAGCUGUGCCUAUGCUACAACUGAGGGACGGUGAUGGUGAUAAGUGGCAGAGGCCCGGGUGCAGCUAGAAACUGCCCAGCUCUUGCACAAACCCUUGCUGCCUGACCUUGACAUGGGGGCAGGUGCAGGCACAGGCAAAGCUCUUCACCUCCAGUGGUUCUGCAGACUGAAUCUGAAUAUGUUGCUGGCCCCUCUUCUAUUAUGUUAUUGUCUUUUGCCUUUAUAUUGCUUAUAACUUAUUGUCUUUAUAUUGGUUAUUAUAAUAUAACCAAAGCAGCUAUCUCCUAAAUUUGAAAUCAUUUUGACUCCAUUACGUGCUCUUGUUUCCAUGUGUUUUAAACUGAGGAAUGUCUGAGUAAAUCAGGUGGCCAAGUCAAUGCCCCUGUUCAUACAGAAUGUGGCUGGAGACAUUUCCCACAGUGAGUGAGCUGCAGUCCUAUUUUCUGGCUCCCUGGAGCCUUUCUUAUAGAAAACCCAGUGUUAUGCCUUCCCUCACAUCCUGGCAUUACUCCUCCAAUAUAAUCACAUCAGCACUGCUUUAAAGAAGGGGUGCUUUCAUGUACACUGAAAAUUGGCAACAGAAGUACCUGGAUAAACCCUCAGGUUUAUGAAUUUUUGUAGUCAUUCACCAUACCGACAGCUACCCGGAGACCUUCUCCUUCACCAUCAUCCCCAUCCCCACCCUGGCCUUUCCCUGAGCACAGGGAAGGGGGAGAUACUGUUGCACAGGUAGCUGACCUUCUUGCUGUGCACAUGGGUAAAAUCUCGUCCUUCCUUCAUGGAUCAGGUAGAGAUCUCGGGAAAAUUCUACAAAUGUGGCAAGCGUUCCCAUCUCUCUGCCUAAACGCUGGGAAGCAGGAUGCAGCCUUCAAAAUAACCUAACUUUCUGUCUGAAAGAGGCUGCACAUUAUUUGCCCUAAAUUUCUUACCCUGUUGUUUCCAGAUGAAACUCUGAAUGUGGUCACCUAAUUUUUAUCCACAAAAGCAACUCCUCUUUUCUGUCCCAAGAAUUACAUCUAGAUAUGAAAGGCUGCCCAUUCAACAAUGAUACAAAUAAAUCACUCAGUCACAUGUAA